AUGGCGCUAAGUGGCAACAUCUUGGCUGCCUGGAUUCCUAACCAGCCAGUCAAUCCGAAAGAUCCAACGAUGGAAACAUUCCAAAUUGAAUUCGGGACCUCCAUUUCUUUUUCAUAUGUUGCUACUGUUACAACAUUGCUUCCGUCAACACAUCCCACAUGGUCGCUCGCAACAAUCCGGUCUGCCAUGUUGACAACUUCAAGUAUAUUGAACAACUAUGAUCGUCCAAUAGUUAGAAACAAUGACUACGAGUCACAAACCCCUCUUGCAUUUGGGACUGGACAUGUCAAUCCACAGAGAGCCCUGGAUCCUGGUCUCAUAUAUGAUGCAGAUGUAGAUGAUUAUCCAGGGAACCUUAAUUACCCUUCAAUUCCGACAUUAUUUAGCCAUGAGAGGAGAAUUCAAGUGUUGAAGAGAACAUUGACAAAUGUAGCUGAAGAGACACCAGAAACUUACACAGUGAAGGUUAUCAGUCCAAAAUCAAACAAAGUGGCAAUUCGGGUUAUACCUAAGAAGCUCACAUUUAAGAAAAUAUAUCAGAAGUACAGUUAUGAAGUAAAGCUUAAGAGUAAGUUCAAUGGAACCACUGAUGUGGAGUAUGCCUACAUUGUUUGGGAAAGUGAAAAUCACUUUGUUAGGAUCCUUGUUGUGUUCAUGUGGAGAAACCUCUGA
This is a messenger RNA of Macadamia integrifolia, 672 nucleotides long. Its product is annotated as subtilisin-like protease SBT1.3. Gene Ontology annotation, biological process: proteolysis. The transcript has 2 exons. Lineage: Eukaryota; Viridiplantae; Streptophyta; Magnoliopsida; Proteales; Proteaceae. Gene Ontology annotation, molecular function: serine-type endopeptidase activity. The record is from RefSeq and is a predicted model, not a curated record. Bases 1 to 672 code for a protein of 223 amino acids.